AUGAAAAGGCCUGUUAUUGAUGGUGGUGGUGCAUUUAAUGAUACUAUUCGUCAGAUUCUAGAUACAUUUAUGUCAUUAGAAAAUCCUGAAUAUGGUGGUAAUGGCCGUUUGUUCACUGGCGAUAGUUCUAAAUUAAUCAGUUCAACUGCUCCAAUAAGCGUUCUGGAUGAACUUAAUAUAUUUGGAGAUAUUCUAUUUUUGGCUAUAAUUCAUGAAGCUCCAUUUCCUGUAGAUUUAGAUAUUAUUCUGUUUAAAUACUGUCUAGAUCUUGAAAGUACUAUUACUCUAAAGGAUGUUGAAAGAUUCAAUCCCGUAAUGUAUAACCUUGCCAGAAAUGUUUUAAAUGCUGAUCCAGAUGUUGAUUUGUCUACUAUUGAUGGUUUUGAUCAAUGGGCUGAAGAUAAAGAAAUAUCUGUUAUUAAAGAAAAACAAAUCGGAAUUGACCAAAUAAAAGAUUAUUUUUAUCAGGAAUCUAUAACAUAUGAGGAUAUUAUCCAAAAGUUAGUUUUUGCCCCACCUCAUUUAAAUAGACGUCAAAACAUGGUCAGGAAUUGGUUUAAUGAAUGGUUACGAACACAACGAAAGGAAGAAUUACAAGAAUUUUGCAGAUUAGCUACUG
Molecule: messenger RNA, 619 nt
Organism: Racocetra fulgida
Lineage: Eukaryota; Fungi; Glomeromycota; Glomeromycetes; Diversisporales; Gigasporaceae
Source: the annotation of a GenBank genome assembly